Molecule: messenger RNA, 963 nt
Organism: Vespula pensylvanica (western yellowjacket)
Lineage: Eukaryota; Metazoa; Arthropoda; Insecta; Hymenoptera; Vespidae
Product: trypsin-7-like
Exons: 7
Coding region: 23-826 (267 amino acids)
Biological process (GO): proteolysis
Molecular function (GO): serine-type endopeptidase activity
Source: RefSeq, a predicted model, not a curated record
UAUUCCUUCAAACAAUACUAAAAUGAUCAAGCUGUUAGUACUGAUUUCCUUUCUUAGUUCUUCGGUGAUGUCUGACAUUUUUGGUUCAGACUAUUAUCGGAAAAGAAUAAGCCUGAAGUCAGUGGGACAAAGAAUUAUCGGAGGAGAGAAUGCCGUUAUAGAAGAAUAUCCAUUUGCAGUUUCCCUACAGAACAAUGUCACGAUUUUUGGCCACGAUGUCGUACAUUUUUGCGGCGGUAGUAUUAUCAGUGAUACGUGGAUAAUAACAUCGGCUCAGUGUGCUCUCAGUAUAAACGUUAGGGAAUUUCAUAUUAGAGCGGGUAGCACGUAUUAUUAUAAAGACGGUACAAUAUACAAUGUUGAAAAGAUCGUUAUCCACCCUGCUUUCAAUUAUCAAAAUAAUGAUUUCGACAUUGGACUUGUAAAGCUAAAGAAGAAGAUAGUGUUUGAUAAAUUUAAGCAACCAAUUAAAUUAUCUGAAAAAGAUCAGAUAAUCAAAAAUGAUAUUGAAAUUAUUGUCGUUGGUUGGGGAGCAACACGGAAUGUUGGUCCAUUUUCCGAGAACUUGAAAAAAACUGAUCUACAAAAAAUUAGUAACGAAGAAUGUACAUCGACGUACGGAUAUCAAUUAACUAAUCGAAUGUUUUGCGUUAUCGCCAACAAUCAUAAACCAUGCGUCGGUGAUUCCGGUGCUCCGGCUAUAAUAAACAAUACACUAAUUGGUGUGGCAUCGUGGAGCGAAGCUUGUGGAUUUUCAUACCCAACUGCCUAUGCGAGCCUAUCUUAUGUGAUAGAUUGGAUUAAAGAAGAAACUGCAAUAUCUUAAUCGAUGAUAAAUAUUCGAUUUCUCUGAAAUUUAUUUAAAAUUUGUAUGAUAUUCAUACUCGCGAUUAAUUGUAGUUUUUAAAUUACACAUAUAUGUACUUCAUUUUUUAAUAAAAUUAAAAGGAAAAGAAAUGCAAA